GAGAGAGAGAGAGAGUAGCGGUGUAGCGGAUCAGGAACUUUUCGUCACGCGCUAGCGCGAGCGUCGCGAGGUAUAGAUUGUAUACCUCGCUCUAGCGUCGCGGAUACAUUUGCCAAUAAUGCGUGAGUUUCGUACAGCCGACUGACCGAUCGCCAGCUUGCAGCGGACGCACGCGAGUUUCGAACGUCCCGCGACACGACUGUCUUCCUAAUCCUCCCUCGCCUGCAUCGCUGUCCACGCUCAGAUUCAUCAGCUGACAAGAUUCACGUCGCGAAUGUUACGUCACGCUGCUGUUGCUGCUCGGCCGACAGACCCACCGCUCGUCUCCCAUCGUCUCUUCUCCGAAAAUGAUCGCGAAUCUUCUGCAGUUCUAGUUGUCUCGCUAGUGUUGGGUGAGUACCUAAACAUGAUCGCACGACAGUAUACGGGAAAGAGCUGUCACUUGCCCUGACGACGAGCGAGCAGCUUCGAAUUCCAAACUUCCAAGAUGAGGGUCAUCCUGGUCAAGUUUCGAGAAGUUACGAAAAAGUAUCCGGUGGUGCGGGGCAUGGCUUCGUACACCGUCAUCUGGCCCGUGGCUAGUCUCAUUCAGCAGAAGAUCACAGGAAAGGAGCACCUCGACUACAUGCAGGCGAUGAGGUUCAGCAUCUACGGCGGUUUCUUCGUGGCUCCAACCCUCUACUGUUGGCUGAAAUGUGCAUCGCACUUCUGGCCCAAGUCUGAUCUCAAAUCAGCGAUCACCAAGGCUCUCGUUGAACAAGUGACUUAUGGACCCAGUGCGAUGUGCUGUUUCUUCUUCGGUAUCAAUCUCUUGGAGCUUAAACCCAUUUCAGUCUGUCUGAAUGAAGUCAAAGAAAAAUUCUGGCCAACGUACAAGGUUGCGGUGUGCGUGUGGCCAAUUCUUCAGACUGUCAACUUUCUUGUCAUACCUGAAAAGAAUCGAGUAGUAUACGUUAGUGUAUGUAGUCUUAUGUGGACCUCGUUCCUUGCCUACAUGAAAUCUCUGGAAUCUAGGCGGAAUCUAGAAAUAUCCAGUGACAAGAGUGACCCAAAAGAACAAAUAAUAGGACAUAGCAUAAAUGCAAAGCAAAGUGCAUUGGAAGAAGUAGAAAAGUCCAGCACGUGGACGUCAGCUCUACGAUGAUGUUACGUUUUUUAUUUAAAUGGGAUUCCGACUAGCUUAAUUUAUAUUUUUACAAAAUUGUUAUUCUAGGUAACUAAAUUGAUUUAUAUUUUGUUACGUACUGUAAUUAUUACGAGUGACGCGACGUCUAGGCAAAAAGUUACUUACUAGAGGAACUUAGGUAACUUGUGUACAUCACUGUUAUUGAUUAAUGUUAAUCAAAAACUUAGAAAAAUUGUGACCACUUUUUGCAAGACAAAAAGAGGUUUGAAAGUAUUUGAACAGAGUCUAUUUCAAACUCUGACUGUAAAUAUAUAAAUAAUUUUGUUGACUUGAAAUUAGACAUAGCAUGGCAGGUUUAUUAAAAUAAAUCUGCUCCAAGGUGUUUCACACCCAAAAUCUAUUUUGAUUAUUUUAUCCAAUGACAAUACUACAUAAAUAAACAGGAAUUUGAAAAAAAAUAUAAUUUUAUUAAAAUGUGCCAUAGGAGCGGUAAAAAUUGCGUGCUCCAAAAUGAAAAAAGGAUAAAGGAAAGCAUUAAAAUGGAACAAUAAAAGAUAUGGCUGACUUUA
This is a messenger RNA of Nasonia vitripennis (jewel wasp), 1695 nucleotides long. Its product is annotated as mpv17-like protein. Bases 488 to 1144 code for a protein of 218 amino acids. Lineage: Eukaryota; Metazoa; Arthropoda; Insecta; Hymenoptera; Pteromalidae. The transcript has 5 exons. The record is from RefSeq and is a predicted model, not a curated record. Gene Ontology annotation, cellular component: cytoplasm; membrane.